Messenger RNA from Psammomys obesus (fat sand rat), 1513 nucleotides. It is a transcript of the gene Mrgbp, whose product is annotated as MRG domain binding protein. The transcript is spliced from 5 exons. Gene Ontology annotation, biological process: regulation of transcription by RNA polymerase II. The record is from RefSeq and is a predicted model, not a curated record. Gene Ontology annotation, cellular component: nucleus; NuA4 histone acetyltransferase complex. NCBI's taxonomy places the organism in Eukaryota, Metazoa, Chordata, Mammalia, Rodentia, Muridae. The coding region runs from base 64 to 678 and encodes 204 amino acids.
UGCGCCUGCGCGGAACCCGUAGUAGCCCUUCUCGCGCCGGGCGCUCGUUGCUUGCCGGCGGCCAUGGGGGAGGCCGAGGUGGGCGGCACGGGCGCCCCAGGCGACAAGGGCCCAGGUGAGGCAGCCCCGAGCCCUGCUGAGGAGACGGUGGUGUGGAGCCCUGAGGUGGAGGUGUGCCUGUUCCACGCCAUGCUGGGCCACAAGCCUGUCGGGGUGAAUCGACACUUCCACAUGAUUUGCAUUCGAGACAAGUUCAGCCAGAAUAUUGGGCGCCAGGUUCCAUCCAAGGUCAUCUGGGACCAUCUGAGCACCAUGUAUGAUAUGCAGGCGCUGCACGAGUCUGAGAUUCUUCCAUUCCCAAAUCCAGAGAGGAACUUUGUCCUUCCAGAUGAGAUCAUUCAGGAGGUCCGAGAAGGAAAAGUGGUCAUUGAAGAGGAAAUGAAGGAGGAGAUGAAGGAGGAUGUGGACCCCCACAGUGGGGCUGAUGAUGUUUUUUCAUCUUCAGGGAGCUUGGGGAAAGCAUUAGAAAAAUCCAGCAAAGACAAAGAGAAGAACUCCUCAGACUUGGGGUGCAAAGAAGGGGCAGACAAGCGGAAGCGCAGCCGGGUCACUGACAAGGUCCUGACUGCUAACAGCAAUCCCUCCAGCCCCAGUGCUGCCAAGAGGCGCCGAACAUAGACACCCAGGUGGCCACAGAGAUGCUCCAAUGCUGCAGGCCCCCACUGCCUAUUCUCAGGUCCCUGGGUGAAUGUGACCAUCCAGAAGAGAUGCUAGUGGGGCUUCUCCUGUGUCAUCAGACUACCAGAUCACCUGAUUGGUCCAAAGGACCAGCAUCCGCUCAGCUGGAUGAUGAAGCCUCUGAGCCAGCCUCUUGCUUUCUCCUGGUUGGUUUCCCCUGUGCCCACAGUGUGUGGAGAGGAGCAGGUGCAUAGGCCCAGAGGACCAAGAGUCACCAAGCAAUAAGAUGCCGCCCUCACUGUCCUCAGAAGGAGCCACUCAUCUUCUCUGGAUACCCACUUUUUGCAUCUGCUGUCUUGUAAGGCUCCGUUGUGCACUCGCACAGUGUGUGCUGGUGAAGGCGUCUUUGGAGUUCACACAGCACAGGCUGUGCACAGAAGGCCUCCUUCAUCUGGGAAACAGAACUGGAUAUUUUGCCUCAUUCACUUGUACUGUAACAAUGUAUAUAAUUUGGUUGCUAUUUCAUUAUUUAAUUUUUCAGAAGCCUAUUUUACUAGUGUUUUGUAUGAAGAAAAAUACUGCAGAAGUUAAACCUGUGAUGUGUUUUUUUCUGAGAUGUUUUGUUUUCAGGUAACUAUUGAGAUACCUCUGGCUUUGUUUUUAUAUGCCAGAUAAAAAGAAUUUUUAGCGGUUAUUUUUGUAAUUUAGUAACUUGGGAAAGACCAAAUAAGGGUGUGGAAUAAAGAAGCAGCCACCAGGCUGAAAAGCCAAUGGUCCGAUGGUUGAAGUACACUUUCAUCUGUAGAACAUGAACCAUUAAAAACAGGUCACCUUG